AGUUACGAAACCAAGCUGACUUCGCAUAAGGUUGGCUCAUUGCUUAUUGUCUCAAUUACGUAACAAUCAGUAGUACACUUUGGACUAUUUGUACGAAAUUAGACAAAACAUGGUCAUGAAUCAUUAUUUAUGAAUUUUUGUGAAAAAGCUGCCAAGACGUAGUGAACUUUCAUCCAACAAAAACACCUGGUAAAUCGAAUAUCGACACAGAAACGUAUGUAAACAUUAACUUUCCUCAACGUUAAUGCAACCCGAAGACAUCGAAAUCGAGUUGCCCUCGCCGUGCCUCAACGGCCUAGAUUCCGCCCUCCAGCGGCUGGGGAUGUUGGCCACGAGCACCGAUUCCCGGCGAGAGUACCUCAAGGAAAUCCAGAGGAAGCCCUACUUAAAUAUGGUCCGGAUUAACACGCGAUACGUCAGCAACGUUUCGAUAGGGUUCCGCGUGAGGCCCCUCACGCCCCACGUGAGAUACAAACCGUAUUCGAUCCGAGAAAGGCACAGGACGCGAUCCGAGAACAAUGAUAGUGAGAACGAUGCUAGUCUCGUUAAGGCGGUCGUCGACCAAGUAAUUGAAAAUUCCGUCGAUUUAGCCCAACUGAAGAAAGCUAAGUCUCUGGAAAGUAUCGUCGCAGAGAGCAACCCCGAUGUAGAUCUGCGCAAUAUUAAUUUUCCCGAAUUAGAAGUCGUUUCGAAUUGUAUACAAAAUCUGAAAGUCGCAGAGUGAUUCUCACACACUCUGCACUGUCACUGCCUUUUUUGCGAUUUUUUUCUCCUUCUGUGGGGAGUCAGCCCGAGUGAACUCACUAAAGUAGCUUAAGUUCAGCUUUUUUCGAUGCACUAACCACAGGAAGAACCAAAGAAUUGUACAAUUUGAUGAAUUAUUGGGGACUGAAAUUUAGUAUUUGACUAUUUGUAAUUUAUAUAGAAAAAAUGUUGUAUAAGACGCGUUGAGCAAAAUAUAUUGACUAUUUAUGUUGUCAUUCUCAAAAUAAAGAAUCUUCAAUCA
Molecule: messenger RNA, 1006 nt
Organism: Tribolium madens (black flour beetle)
Lineage: Eukaryota; Metazoa; Arthropoda; Insecta; Coleoptera; Tenebrionidae
Exons: 3
Coding region: 245-724 (159 amino acids)
Source: RefSeq, a predicted model, not a curated record